Molecule: messenger RNA, 3077 nt
Organism: Heterotrigona itama
Lineage: Eukaryota; Metazoa; Arthropoda; Insecta; Hymenoptera; Apidae
Source: the annotation of a GenBank genome assembly
AUGACAACUUAUUUAAAGAGUAAUAUUCUUACAAACUACUUACCAACAGUUAAGUUUCUUUACGGCAGAAAAAUCGGACAUUCGUGUCCGAGCCACGACCAUUUCCUCUGUUAACUUUACCAUAAUGUUUGCAAUUCAUAUAAAAGUACUUGAAAUAAAGUAUAUGAGAUAAAAGAUUUUACAGAUGUUAAUAAUAAUUUAAGGAAAAAAAAAUGUGAUUCAGAUCAUCACGACAAAUUUCUUAACUGUAAAUCAAAGACACAACCAAAACCCAUCGCCAUGAUGUAUUUAUGACACCUGACGUUAGAAAAAUGCAUAAGGUUGGAAAAUUGAAUCCUUCAAUUGAUAUUAUUCCAUUACAAGGAUCUAGUGGAAAUUAUAAAUCAAAAAUUAUGAAUAACAAACACAAAACUGAUUCUUCUCACAAAUAUUUGCGGGAUCAAUUAUUAAUUUCACGUGUACAAACGUAUAUGCAUGAAAAUGAAAAUAAAGUCUAUAUCGAUGUUAAUGAAAUGGCAGAUGCUUUACAAAAAAAGUAUAGAGACUACCGUAUUAAAAAACGAGGUCCUUUCAGAGCAUUAGUACGUAAAGCAUACGACGAACUAACAGAAAUGUUUGCAAAGAAAUACUGUUCUCGUGAAUGGCCUUCUUACGACGAUGAAGACGAAGAGGAAGAAGUUGACGUCGAGUCAGAUUCUCAAAAUACCAUGUUAGACGGAAUGCUUUUAAAAAUGUAUAAAAACUCACAAAACAAACAGAAUGGAAAUUCCAGUGAUAAAGAACUUAUAGACAUCAGCAGUGACGAUGAUGUGAGCAAGGUGGAAUCAAAUUCUAAUAAAACAAAUGAACCUGAGGUUGUAGAGAAAGAUCAACAAAAACCAGGUCCAUCUUCGAGUACGGAAAAACCUGCACACGUUAAGGAAGUUGUUGAACAACUAAAAACACCUAGUAAAGAAAUACAACGAACUACAACAGUGGCAACAGCAUCUACUACAACAAUUACAAAUACAAUGAUAGAAUCCACAAAAAAGCGACAACGUGAUAAAGAUGAUAGUAGCCAGUUUACGUUCAUAAAAAAAGUUAAAGGAAUACCAAUUUCUGAACCAAAAGUGACAUUUGCAGACAUAGGGGGAAAUGAUAAAGUUUUAAAAAUUGUAUGCAAGUUACUUGCACAUAUGAAACAUCCAGAAAUCUUUAAGCAACUUGGUAUAUCUCCACCAAGAGGAUUUUUACUUCAUGGUCCACCUGGAUGUGGAAAGACUUUAUUGGCAUAUGCUAUUGCAGGAGAGUUAGGUAUACCAUUAUUGAAAGUAGCAGCACCUGAAUUAAUAGCAGGUGUAUCAGGCGAAAGUGAAGCAAGAAUUCGAGAAUUGUUCGAACAGGCACUUGCAAUAGCACCUUGUGCAGUCUUUUUAGAUGAAAUAGAUACUAUAGCACAACAUAGAGCCACAGCUCAAAGAGAAAUGGAGAGAAGAAUUGUUGCGCAACUGUUAUCAUGUUUGGAUGAACUAAGUUUAAAAGAAAAUGGUACUAGAGUAUUAGUACUUGGAGCAACGAAUCGGCCUGAUUCAUUGGAUCCUGCAUUAAGGAGAGCUGGUCGAUUUGAUCAUGAAGUAUGUCUGGGAAUACCAGAUAGAGAUGCAAGAGCAAAAAUUUUAGCUGUGCACGCGGAAAAAGUAGCACUUGCGCCAAAUGUUAGUUUAUCGACAAUAGCUUCGCUUACACCAGGUUUUGUCGGAGCCGAUUUAGUUGCAUUAAUUAGAGAAGCAGCUAUGGCAGCUGUGGAUAGAAUACUUGAAGAUUUGAAGUCGGUUCCAGAUAAUAAAUCUUCAGAAAUUCCAGAAGAGAGAAAAAUUGAAAGUUUUAAAAAUUCAAAUAAUUUAAUCGAAGAAGUAACAAUUGAACCAUCUACCUCAAAUCAAAAUAACGUUCCUAAGUUAAAUAACGCAAGUAAUGCAGAAAGUCUUCAAGCAACUUUAGAAAUGGAUGUAAUACAAGAAAAUUCCAAAUCUCCGGAUUUAACAGGGUUACUUACUUGGUUACGUAAUGAUCCGCCACUUUCUUCAGAGCGAUUAUCAAAUUUAUCCAUCGAACACAGUGACUUUGAAACUGCUCUUCGUAUUAUUCAGCCAUCAGCCAAAAGGGAAGGUUUUGCAACAGUACCUGAUGUUACAUGGGAUGAUGUCGGUUCGUUACGAGAUAUUAGAGAAGAACUGCAAAUGGCUAUACUUGCUCCAAUUCGACAUUCCGAACAUUUUACAGCAUUAGGAUUAACAGCACCUACCGGAGUACUAUUGUGUGGUCCACCUGGUUGUGGGAAAACAUUAUUAGCUAAAGCUAUUGCAAAUGAGGCUGGUAUUAAUUUUAUCUCCGUUAAAGGACCAGAGCUUCUAAAUAUGUAUGUCGGUGAAAGUGAAAAAGCAGUUCGACAGUGUUUUAUCAGAGCUAGAAAUUCUAUUCCAUGCGUUAUAUUUUUCGACGAGUUGGACGCAUUGUGUCCCAGACGAUCAGAAGGUGAUAAUCCGGCUACAUCGCGUGUUGUAAAUCAAAUGCUGACUGAAAUGGAUGGAGUGGAAGAACGACAAGGAGUAUUUUUAAUGGCUGCGAGCAAUCGUCCUGAUAUUAUAGAUCCAGCAGUAUUGAGACCAGGAAGAUUGGAUAAGAUUUUAUACGUUGAUUUGCCUACCUCAGCAGAUCGCGUUGACAUCUUAAGAGCAUUGACAAAGAAUUCAACUAAACCAAAAUUAGCUGCAGAUGUAGAUCUUAAAGAAAUAGGAUAUAAUAAUAAAUGCGAUGGUUAUACCGGAGCUGAUUUAGCUGCUUUAAUCAGAGAAGCUGGAAUAGAAGCAUUAAAAGAAUUAAUGGAUAUGCAUUAUUCUGGACAACCAGAAAUCUCUAUGCGACAUAUCGUACUUGCAUUUGAUAAAAUAAGGCCGUCCGUACAAGAGAAGGAUAUUAAACAUUAUGAAAAAUUAAAAAGAUUGUACUCGAUUAAAAAGAAAUCCGACGAUACACCUAUGGAAACUCCAAUAGACACACCUAUGGUAGAUGUAGUUAUGGAACCUAUGGAAACGUGA